GGUAAAAAGCACAUCUUUCCUCUUUGUUCAUCCAGUCCUCUUCUUUACAAGUUCUUCGUUUCUCGAUUUCUUUGGGCGCUUAGCCAAAAUGCGGCUACCACUUGUAUGGGGGUUGGUCUCCCUGUUGGCCAUCCUUCCAAAUAGCGUAUUGGCCUCCGUCCUGGCUAUCGACUAUGGCGCAGAAUUUAUUACCGCUUCGCUAAUGAAGCCUGGUCUUCCUUUCGACGUUCUCCUCAACAAGGAUUCGAAACGGAAAAUCCAGUCUUCAGUCGCAUGGAAGCGGGGAGACAGAGUGUUUGGUGCCGAUGCAGCCCAGGUGGCUACUCGAUUCCCAGAGGACUCGUACUCUUAUGUCAAGCUCCUCCAAGCCGCACCGCACAACUCGGAACCAGCACAAUAUUUUGCCAAAAUCUCGACCGCCAAACUCACAGAGUCCGUCCGGAAAACCGUGAACCUCGUCCGGAGCGACAACGAGGAGUUCAGCAGCGAGGAACUCAUCGCCAUGCAACUCGCAUACGUCAAGGCCCUCGCAGAGUCCGUCGCCGGCGAAAAGGUCAAGGACCUCAUCAUUACCGUGCCCGCCUACUACACCCAAUUCGAGCGAGACGCCAUGGCAGACGCUGUCGAGAUCGCCGACCUCAAACUCAUCGCCCUCAUUCACGACGGAACCGCCGCCGCCAUUAACUACGCCAUGACGCGCAACUUCCCCAAGGAGGAGACCCAUAUCAUCUACGACGUUGGCAGCUCGGGCACGCGCGCAACGAUUGCCUCCUUCAGCACUGUCACCGACAAGAACGGCUCGCCUAGUACGCAAAUCAGCAUUGGCGGCUACGGAUACGACAGGUCGAUUGGCGGUCUCGAGUUUGACAGGCGGAUACGGGAUAUUCUGGCUGACCUCUUCAACCAAAACUUCGCCAACGGGAAGGACGUGAGGAAGGAGAAGAAGGGUAUGGCUCGGCUAUGGAAGGAGGCACAGAGGGUUAAGCACAUCCUCAGUGCUAACACCGAUGUCAUGAGCCAGGUUGAGAGCGUCGCAUGGGAUAUCGACUUCAAGAGCAAGAUCGAAAGGUCGACGUUUGAGAACGCUUGCAAGGAUCUCCACCACAAGUGGACUCUGCCCAUUCAGGACGCUCUCGACAGCGCAGGACUUACCAUGGAAAACAUCACCUCUGUCAUUCUCCAUGGUGGAACUUCGCGUGUGCCCAUGGUCCAGGCCGCUGUCAAGAAAUUCGUCGGACCGGAGAAGAUUUCGCUGAACGUCAACGCUGAUGAAGCCGCUGUUCUUGGUGCUGCGCUUCACGGGGCAUCCCUCAGUCGCCAGUUCAAGACCAAGAACAUCAAGAUCUCCGAUAUCUUGGUCCACGACGUUCAGGCUUCUUACUUCGCCACCGCCAGCACCGCCAACACCCGUCCACGAAGCAUCACCUCUGUCCUCUUCCCUGCUGGCUCCAAACCCGGCACCAAGAAGACUUUGACUUUCAAGCGCAAGGAGGACUUUGAUAUCUUCUUUGACUAUAAGAGGACCCCAGCUAUUGGAUUCCCCACCCGCAUGUUGGAAGUUGGCAUUGAAGGCGUCUCAGAAGCCAUUGCCAACCUCACGGAACGCGGUGCCAUCGAUCCUGUCGUCAAAGCUACCGUUUCCCUCUCCGAGUCUGGAUUUAUCUCUGUCACGAAGGCGAUCGCCUACGGAGAGAUCAAGGACGAGAGUUUGUCUGGUAAAUUCAAAAGCCUCUUUGGUGGAUCCCCUUCUGAAGCAACCGUCGAUGACGCAGAAUCAGCAGAGCCACCCCGCGAGACCGAAAGCUCCUCUUCAAGCUCUUCAUCCGCCGCCUCCGAGUCCGAGUCUGCCACUAACGGCGACAAGAAGGAUAAGAAAGAGAAGAAGGAAGAGAAGAAGAAGCCCAACCCCGCUGACAACACCAUCGAGCUCAAGGUUGUUCCCAAGUUCACCACGAUCGCUCCUUUCACUUUGGAACAGAAGAGGGCCGCUCGUGCUCGACUCCGCGCUAUCGAUGCUGAGGAACUGGCCAAGACCCGUCGCGAGGAGGCGCGAAACACUUUCGAAACCUACCUCUACCGACUCCGUGACCUCCUCAAUGACGAGAGCGAGACACCUUUCAAGAAGUGCUCGCAACCUGAAGAGAGAGUCAAGAUCUCCGACUUGUUGGACGAAUCCUUCUCUUGGUUGAAUGACCGUGGUGAUUUGGCUGAGACUUCGCAAUUCUUGGAUAAGAGGAUCGCACUUGAGACCCUCGAGAAGCCCAUCAUCCACCGCUACAAGGAAAUCGAGGCCUUCCCUGAAGUCCUCAACAACUCGCAGCGAAUCAACUGGUCCACCCGCCUCUUCCUCCACGAGGCCCGCCAAAACCUCACGCACGAAAUUGAGAACGACCUCCCCUCCAAGUACACCCAGGAGGAACUGGACAGCCUCGAGAAGACGCUCAAGGAGCACGAGUCGUGGAUGGAGGAGUGGGUCCCGAAGCAGAGGAAAACCAAGAGCUAUGAGAACCCUGUCAUGGAGACUGCCGAGAUGAAGGCGAGGGCCAAGGUCCUCGAGGGUCAGCUGCAGAGGUUGUGGAAGAGGAAGGUACCAAAGGUGAUCAGGAAGAAGCCUCAGACGAGCUCGGCUGCAGAGCCAGAGUCGACACCGCCGGUGAAGGGAGAUGGUCAGGGUGAGCAGCAGGAACCGCUCAAGGAUGGCGAGGAUGGCGAACGGACUGAUCGCCCGACCGACGAGCUGUAG
Molecule: messenger RNA, 2743 nt
Organism: Coprinopsis cinerea okayama7#130
Lineage: Eukaryota; Fungi; Basidiomycota; Agaricomycetes; Agaricales; Psathyrellaceae
Exons: 7
Coding region: 89-2743 (884 amino acids)
Biological process (GO): negative regulation of hypoxia-induced intrinsic apoptotic signaling pathway; endoplasmic reticulum unfolded protein response; cellular response to hypoxia
Cellular component (GO): endoplasmic reticulum chaperone complex
Molecular function (GO): ATP-dependent protein folding chaperone; ATP binding
Source: RefSeq, a predicted model, not a curated record